CGGCCAGGCGCGGGCUUCCCGCUGCGCCCCUGACCCGACUCCGAGCUCGGGUGGCCCCGGGGGAAGGACGCCUGGACAGGACGGCUGCCCGGGCACGGCCUCGUUGAGCCCUUGGGGUUUAGACCCAGAGGGCCAGCUGCAAGCCAGGCCACGUGCGGCUUGUCCGGGCAGGACAUCGGCAGGCGGUGCUUGGGAACUCGCAGACAGAGUGCACAGAUGAAACUGGGAAACUUCCUCCAGACCAGAUACUGAGGGAAGAGGGGAAGGAACUCCAUCCGCAAGACGCCGCCUCAGCCUGCACAUCUGGGAAGAAGCGAGGGACCAGCAAGCCGCGCCCAUGGCGCCCCCCAGCCUGCCGCUGUGGCUGCUGUCCACUGCACUCCUCUCCCUGCUGGCGGGGAGCUCGGCCUUCCUGUCCCAUCCCCGCCUGAAGGGCCGCUUCCAGAGGGACCGCAGGAACAUCCGGCCCAACAUCAUUCUGGUGCUCACAGAUGACCAGGACGUGGAGCUAGGUUCCAUGCAGGUGAUGAACAAGACCAGGCGCAUCAUGGAGCAGGGCGGAGCACACUUCAUCAACGCCUUCGUGACCACGCCCAUGUGCUGCCCGUCCCGCUCCUCCAUCCUCACUGGCAAGUACGUCCACAACCACAACACCUACACCAACAAUGAGAACUGCUCCUCACCCUCCUGGCAGGCACAGCACGAGAGUCGCACCUUCGCUGCGUACCUCAACAGCACCGGCUACCGGACAGCUUUCUUCGGGAAAUACCUCAACGAGUACAAUGGCUCCUACGUGCCGCCAGGCUGGAAGGAGUGGGUUGGGCUCCUUAAAAACUCCCGCUUUUAUAACUAUACACUCUGCCGGAACGGGGUGAAGGAGAAACAUGGCUUCGACUACUCCAAGGAUUACCUCACGGACCUCAUCACCAAUGACAGUGUGAGUUUCUUCCGCACAUCCAAGAAGAUGUACCCGCACAGGCCCGUGCUCAUGGUCAUCAGCCAUGCAGCUCCCCAUGGCCCUGAAGAUUCAGCCCCCCAGUACUCCCGCCUCUUCCCCAAUGCAUCCCAGCACAUCACGCCGAGUUAUAACUACGCUCCCAACCCAGACAAGCACUGGAUCAUGCGCUACACGGGGCCCAUGAAGCCCAUCCACAUGGAAUUCACCAACAUGUUGCAGCGCAAGCGCCUGCAGACACUCAUGUCCGUGGACGACUCCAUGGAGACGAUUUACGACAUGCUGGUAGAGACAGGGGAGCUGGACAACACCUACAUUGUGUACACCGCUGACCACGGCUACCACAUCGGCCAGUUUGGCCUGGUAAAGGGCAAAUCCAUGCCAUACGAGUUUGACAUCAGGGUCCCAUUCUAUGUGAGGGGCCCCAACGUAGAGGCUGGCUCUCUGAACCCCCACAUCGUCCUCAACAUUGACCUGGCCCCCACCAUCCUGGACAUCGCUGGCCUGGAUAUUCCUGCAGACAUGGACGGGAAAUCCAUCCUCAAACUGCUGGACACAGAGCGGCCAGUGAACCGGUUCCACUUGAAAAAGAAGCUGAGGGUUUGGCGCGACUCCUUCCUGGUAGAGAGAGGCAAACUGCUCCACAAGAGAGACAGUGAUAAGGUGGAUGCCCAGGAGGAGAACUUCCUGCCCAAAUACCAGCGUGUGAAGGACCUGUGUCAGCGGGCCGAGUACCAGACGGCAUGCGAGCAGCUGGGGCAGAAGUGGCAGUGUGUGGAGGAUGCUUCCGGGAAGCUGAAACUGCACAAGUGCAAGGGCCCCAUGAGGCUCGGUGGUGGCGGUGGUGGCCGAGGCCUCUCCAACCUGGUGCCCAAGUACUACGGGCAGGGCAGCGAGGCCUGCAGCUGUGAUGACGGGAACUUCAAGCUGGGCCUGGCUGGACGCCGGAAGAAGUUCUUCAAGAAAAAGUACAAGACCAGCUAUGCCCGUAACCGCUCCAUCCGCUCUGUAGCCAUUGAAGUGGAUGGUGAGGUGUACCAUGUAGGCCUGGACGAUGGGCCCCGGCCCCACAACCUUACCAAGCGGCACUGGUCAGGGGCCUCGGAGGACCAGGACGACAAGGAUGGUGGCAGCUUCAGCGGCACUGGAGGCCUCCCAGACUACUCAGCCCCCAAUCCCAUUAAAGUGACUCAUCGGUGUUACAUCCUUGAGAAUGACACGGUUCAGUGUGACCUAGACUUGUACAAGUCCCUGCAGGCUUGGAAAGACCACAAGCUGCACAUCGACCACGAGAUCGAAACCCUACAAAAUAAAAUUAAGAACCUGAGGGAAGUCAGAGGUCACCUAAAGAAGAAGCGGCCAGAAGAAUGUGACUGCCACAAAAUCAGUUACCACACCCAACACAAAGGGCACCUCAAGCACAAAGGCUCCAGCCUGCAUCCUUUCAGGAAGGGUCUUCAGGAGAAGGACAAGGUGUGGCUGUUACGGGAGCAGAAACGCAAGAAGAAACUCCGGAAGCUUCUCAAACGGCUGCGGAACAACGACACGUGCAGUAUGCCAGGCCUCACGUGCUUUACCCAUGACAACCAGCACUGGCAGACGGCACCUCUCUGGACAUUGGGGCCUUUCUGUGCAUGCACCAGUGCCAACAAUAACACUUACUGGUGCCUAAGGACCAUCAACGAGACACACAACUUCCUCUUCUGUGAAUUUGCAACCGGCUUCCUGGAGUACUUUGACCUUAAUACAGACCCCUACCAGCUGAUGAAUGCGGUGAACACACUGGACAGGGACAUCCUCAACCAGCUGCACGUGCAGCUCAUGGAGCUGAGGAGCUGCAAGGGCUACAAGCAGUGCAACCCCCGGACCCGAAACAUGGACCUGGGACUUAAAGAUGGAGGAAGCUAUGAGCAAUACAGGCAGUUUCAGCGUCGAAAAUGGCCAGAAAUGAAGAGACCUUCUUCCAAAUCACUGGGACAGCUUUGGGAAGGCUGGGAAGGUUAAGCAGCCACAGAGACGGACCUCCAAAACCAGAGGCUUGAUGUGGCUGCACAAGCCGUGCAAAACCGUGUGAUCCCCAGCAGACCCAUGCUGAAACAGGCUGCCUGAGAGACAGGGCCUGCUCCUGGCUGAUGUGGAAUUCCUGGAGGAUAGCAGUCUGGAGCAGCAACUUCCGGAGGCCCAUUUUUGCCCUGCUUUGCUUUGGAUUAAGCCGCACCACCUACAUAGAAUGAGUUUUCACUUCCAAAAGUUACCACAAGCCCUCUGAGAGGCUCAAAAGGGAAAAAGUACUGAUUUCCAUGGAAAUUUCCUCCAUGGGUCAAAGUUGCUGGACUUUUAAAAAAUCAUGGCGGGGGGGGCUUGUUUUAACCUUACUCUUUUAAUUCAUCACAAAGAAGAAAGCAAGGAUAAGGGCAACUCACAGGUGCUGCCGACAGCGCACAGUCUGACAAUAAGUUAAUAGCACAAAACAGUAACCUUUACCUAGCACGAUGCCCGGUUGCCUCUAAAGAAGCUGCCUUCAGUGUAUAUGUGACUAUUUACAUGUAACCAACAUGGGAACUUUUAGAGAGUCUCACUAAUAAGAAAUCCCAAUUUUCAAGAGUGGUGGUGUCAAUAAACGCUCUGUGGCCAGUGUAAAAGAAACCCCCUUGCACUUGUGGACAUUUCUGCUCCUGCCCAGACACCGUUCCAUCCAGGAUUCACUCUUUUGUUGUUCAUCCCAGAACUGACAUUUUUUAAGGUACUGAAAAACCAAGUUGAUGUGUGUUCCAUGUUUUAAUGACAUUGUAUUUGUAAAGAAUUUUGUAGCAUUUAAGUAUUGUCGUACUGUGUUUAAACCCCUAGCAACUGGACUAGCCAUUGGUAUGAAGAAAUCUUUGAAUUUUGUAAAAGGUUA
Molecule: messenger RNA, 3854 nt
Organism: Nannospalax galili (Upper Galilee mountains blind mole rat)
Lineage: Eukaryota; Metazoa; Chordata; Mammalia; Rodentia; Spalacidae
Gene: Sulf2
Product: sulfatase 2
Exons: 21
Coding region: 338-2959 (873 amino acids)
Cellular component (GO): cell surface; Golgi apparatus; endoplasmic reticulum
Molecular function (GO): glycosaminoglycan binding; calcium ion binding; N-acetylglucosamine-6-sulfatase activity
Source: RefSeq, a predicted model, not a curated record